Messenger RNA from Phanerochaete carnosa HHB-10118-sp, 2619 nucleotides. RefSeq lists its product as uncharacterized. Lineage: Eukaryota; Fungi; Basidiomycota; Agaricomycetes; Polyporales; Phanerochaetaceae. The transcript is spliced from 13 exons. Gene Ontology annotation, biological process: nucleotide-excision repair. Gene Ontology annotation, cellular component: transcription factor TFIIH holo complex; transcription factor TFIIH core complex. The record is from RefSeq and is a predicted model, not a curated record. Gene Ontology annotation, molecular function: double-stranded DNA binding; ATPase activator activity. Bases 191 to 1609 code for a protein of 472 amino acids.
CGCUGAAUCACUCACAUAUGAAGAUCUAUACUUCAACUACCAGGUCCGAGACGGUCGAAGCAGAUCUAACCUUUGUCGCGGCAUCAACCUCCCGUCACACAAGCUCAAGCAUCCGCGAAGAGCCCUUUUCAUUCUUUUCUACUUCCACAACCGCACGCGGAAUAUUCCACAGUAUUCCCUUGGUUACGUGAUGCCGUCCGUACAGCAGGCCAGCACAGACUCGGCGACCGCCUCUGAAGCUCCUUCCCACCUCCUGCUCGCCUUUCUGCAAUCGCAGUCGCAAAACACCCUGACACGCCUCUAUCAGCGUCCGUCUUCAUGUUUAUCCAUAUUCAGGCUUUUGGGCCCGCUCGAGAGGCAGAUUGUGAUGAAUCUCUUGUGGCUCGAAUCAUCGAUACCAGCGUCGACCAUGGCCACAUGGGUGCCUCAUGAGGUCAGAAAGACGUAUGAGAACUCCCUGUCGAUCCUGUCGCGGCUUCACAUACUGCCUCAAUCUGCAGUAAAGCUGGCCCUGAACCCAACAUUCAAAACGAGUCUAAGACAUGCUAUCAUUGGCGGGGGUAGUAGCGGUAGCUUUGGCGUACCUGCGACCCGGGAUGAGAAGCACUCUUCGCCUUCCAUUGAAGUGUUGGAUGCCUAUGCCCUUGAACGUUGGGAGACGAUCCUGCAUUAUAUGGUCUCUUCUGGCAUUGCGACACGACCCUCGCAGGGCGUUCUGUUCCUGCUUCAGAGAAGCGGUCUCAUGGCUAGCAUCCACGGUGGUUCUCUACAAAUCACGUCACUUGGAUUCCAGUUCUUACUCCACUCGCCGCACGCGCAACUAUGGGAAUUACUGCUGCAAUACCUACACAUGGUCGAGGAGCGGCAGAUGGACCUUGUCGAGGUGCUCAGUUUCCUAUUCAUGCUGUCUACCAUGGAGCUUGGCCGGGAAUACUCCGUCGAGCACUUGAGUCCAACUCAAACCGCAAUGCUCGAGGAUCUCCGCGAUUACGGCAUCAUCUGGCAGCGUAGGGCAACGUCGAAGCGAUUUUGCCCAACACGGCUGGCGACGACGCUGACUUCCUCCUCACCCCCGCUUCCAGCUGCGGGGGGCGUAUCCGCAAGCGCACAUGGCCAAGGCUUCAUUAUCCUGGAAACGAACUACCGCUUAUACGCCUACACGGAUAACCCUUUGCAGAUAGCUGUACUCAAUCUCUUCGUGACACUGAAGUCGCGGUAUCCGAAUCUGGUUGUCGGGGCUAUCACACGUGAGAGCGUGAAGAAGGCUCUUACCAAUGGCAUUACCGCCGAUCAGGCGAGUCGACAGAUCAUCAGUUAUCUCACGACACAUGCGCACCCGCAAAUGCGCAAGAACAAACCGCUACUUCCUGUGACCGUGCAAGAUCAGAUACGUCUCUGGGAGCUGGAGAAGAACAGGAUGAAGUCACAGGAAGGCUAUUUGUACACGGCCUUCGCGUCACAGGCUGAUUAUGAAUACGUAUUGAACUACGCGAAGCAGUUAGGCGUCGUGCUAUGGGAAAGCUCAGGUCGGCGGUGUUUCUUCGGCACCCUGGAGGGGCAUCCGAACAUCCGAGGGUUUAUCGAGAGGAGGACGGCCGGCAAUGCUUAAUGUGUGCUCUUGUUACUGUGUUCUCUAAGCUCCACUUCGGAUGUGACAAAAUCAAACUCGGAUACGUUGAAUUGAUAGCGGGCCUGGGCUCCCGCCGCUCCGGAACAAGGCUCUAUAUACAUACUAACAGAUACUAACACACUCGAGCCUGCAGUGCUAUCGCUACAGUCAAAUUAAAUAGGGAUGACGGGGCAUCAGAAGGGAGAGCGAGAAUAGAAAUCGUACGUACAUCCAGUUCUUGUAGAGCGUACUAGACUACACAGCUGACGAUGGAAAGUCCUGGGCUCAACCUGGGUCACGACGGUUCUCCAUAUACUUGACCAGUAGAGAAACUGGACCGAUGCCCUGAGGCAGUCCGGUGUGAAUGCUCUCGGUGUGCAGAAGUCUGAUAUCCCACGCUGGCGCCGUGACCGUCCCAGCUCCACGAGGAAGCGAUACCGGUCGUGCGUGCAGGGGUGGACAUACCCGGGCUUUGAGGUCGAAGUCCGAGUGACGCAAGCGGCGGCUGUCCGAGCACGGCCGCAGAGUUUUCCGGAGGCCACCCUGUGGACACGUCGCCCAAACGGGCGCGAGAGGACACGCCCGUGCCGCGCAGUUCCCAUGUGCCCUCCUCGGGCGACGAGCCUGGCUGAGGCGCCGAGUGUCGCGCGUGGGGCGAGUACUCGGUCGGAGAAGACGGGUUGAAUUGAUGGUACGGCCCCGUCUGCCACGGCGAAGACGGGGGCGAGAGGGAUUGGUCCAUCCCGUGCGCGUAGUAGUUCCGAGACGAGUGUGGGGGGAUGCCCGAGUGCAAAUCGGCCUGCUGAUGCUCUGCCCCCGAGUAGGCUGGAUUGUAGAAGCCAGCAGGAGGAGGAGAAGCGAAUGAGGCUUGGGAGAACGCCGAAGAGUCCUCGCUCAGGAUGGAUCGUGACUUAUUCACCCUCUCGACAGGGCUCGGGCUCUCUGAAGGUUCCUGGUUAUCUUCUGAGUCGCGACUGAAGGGCAUCGGCGGUCAGAGGGCGAUGCGACCC